Molecule: messenger RNA, 4380 nt
Organism: Limulus polyphemus (Atlantic horseshoe crab)
Lineage: Eukaryota; Metazoa; Arthropoda; Merostomata; Xiphosura; Limulidae
Product: dual serine/threonine and tyrosine protein kinase-like
Exons: 14
Biological process (GO): protein phosphorylation
Molecular function (GO): protein kinase activity; ATP binding
Source: RefSeq, a predicted model, not a curated record
CAACCAGUGUUUUUUGUCUGUUCCCGACCUUUGCCAACUUGUGAGUUAACAGAAUCAGAACAGCAUGCCCGUAGUGCUUUUGUUUCUUAUGGCUCACAUACUUUUAGACCUCAUUCUUAUCAAGAAUUUUCCCCUCUUAAGCAAUAUCAACCAUCUCGUAAGAGAAGAGAAUCUGAAUCUCGACUUACAGUUGCAUCAUUUUCAGUUUUUCAUCAGCUCUGUGGACUAGGAUUUCUGAGUUUUCUGCCCAACCAAUCUAAACAUAAGAUUCAGAAGCAGAGAAAUGAGCCAAUUGAAGUUGAAAGUGAAUUAAUUGAAAAUUUUGAAAACUUUUCAAGCAUUUUAAUGUUUGUUCAACAUGUGUUGAAGUCGCUCUUAGUCAGGGCUUCUACUAUUUUGAAUGAGACCCACAACCGGUUCCUACGGAUGUUUAUCCUUACAGCAUUUGACAUGACCAGAGAUAUGAUGGUAAUCCCCAAACGUCUGGAAUACAUUUGUCAGAGAGAAACAGAACUUUACUCCUCCUUGAUGGCUAUAGCGAACAAAAAGCAAGAAGAGAUACGUCAACUAAUUGUGUCCACCAUUCAAGCAAUGAAGGAAGAUUUGGUAGAGGAAGCUGCUAAUCAUCAGUUUCAAGGCCUACAAAUGUCACAAAAUGGAGAGCCACUGUCUGUGCGUGACCUUCAGAUCUGCACAGUAGAGAUUCAGAACCUUGUCCUCGGAAGGAUCAACAGUGCUGUCGCUGGGAAGCUGAUAGGCUCUGUUGAUUGUCUGCGAGAGAGUUUUAUAGGUACAUUAGAACGAUGCUUAUCUAGUUUGGAGAAGGACUGUUAUGAAGGAGGUGAAUCAGUUCCAGCCAGUAAUGCUCUUAAGCAAAUUCUGAAUUCAGCUUAUCAGGUGAAUGCCACUUUUAGAUAAUGCUCAUGUGUCUUCACUACUAUUGUUUUCGAACAAAUUGUCUAUUUGGUUCAAAGUCUCUUAUGGAAGACGCCCCCUAUAAUAGGCAUAGAUUGGAAGCAGAAAGUAGCAGCUGAUAUGUUAGCUAGUCUUAGUGAAUCUCGUCUUGCUCGUUCUAUCUGUGCACAGUUCCAAGAUCGAUUGAAGGCUUCACAUGAGCAGUUUGCAGCAUCCCUUCGACAGCUGGAAUCUAUACACUCGGGACGACUUCAACGCACAGAAGAGCUACGGCUGAAGGUUAGAAAACUGUAUGCUCCCAAAAUUGCAAAGUUUGCCUUAGAGUCUACUUCACUGAGAGACUUGGUUCUUUUUGACAUGCCUCAUCUUGGUAGAGAGAUCGGUCGAGGGCAAUACGGAGUUGUGUAUGCUUGUGAAUCGUGGGCUGGGUUCUCUCCAUGUGCUGUGAAGUCUGUGGUUCCUCCUGAUGAUAAGCACUGGAAUGAUCUAGCUAUGGAAUUCUAUUACACCAGGUGUAUUGCAGAACACGAGCGUGUUGUCCAGAUUCAAGGCUCUGUGAUAGACCAUUCAUAUGGUGGAGGGAACACCCCAGCUGUUCUUCUUAUCAUGGAAAGAUUACAGCGAGAUCUUCACUCUGCUUUGAAAGCAGAACUAGACAUCAACACAAGAUUACAGAUUGCAUUGGAUGUGAUACAGGGCAUUCGAUUUCUUCACAGCCAAGGUCUUGUUCACCGAGACAUCAAACUGAAAAACGUGUUGCUUGACAAAAAGAAUAGAGCUAAAAUCACAGAUCUUGGAUUUUGCAAACCUGAAGCCAUGAUGUCUGGAAGUAUUGUUGGUACUCCGAUCCACAUGGCUCCAGAAUUGUUUAGUGGUCACUAUGACAACAGUGUUGAUGUGUAUGCUUUUGGAAUUCUCUUCUGGUAUCUAUGUGCAGGUCAUGUGAGACUUCCUUACAUCUUCGAGCAAUGUCAAACUAAAGAUCAACUUUGGAAUUGUGUGAAAAAAGGUGCUCGUCCAGAACGUUUGCCACAGUUUGAUGAUGAAUGUUGGAAGCUGAUGGAGGAGUGCUGGGCUAGCGAUUCUUCUAAGAGACCUCUUCUUGGCGACGUGGAGCCGAGGUUGGUGGCUAUUAUGGAAUGCCAUAUCACCAGUUGUGCAAGAAGCCCUGAUGUGAAACAAGAGGAACAGGUGGUACACCAAUCGCCUUCUAGUCCCUUCACCAUGCUGGAAUUUCAUUCUGGAUAGCCAGGAGAACAGAAAUGCCAUCACCAUGGUUGAUUCAGUUCAAAUUGAACAAAUGGAACAUUCUUCUGUAACUUGCAGUAUAAGGAGCUGUUAACAGUCAGAAAAGGGUAUAACGCUAAGAAAAUAUACCCUUUAUAUCAUGCAGAUACUAGCAAAUGGACAAUCAGACAGUGGCUGGAUGAAUGUUGUGUUGAAAGGGAAAAGAUCAUAGAGAAAGUUCAGUGCAAAUUGUAUUUUUGCUAAAAUGUUAGAACAGUGUAAGGGAAAGUAUCUAUCCAGUAAAGUACUGUAUUAUUAAAAGAUAAAAAAAACAAAACAAAGGGGAAAACUCUGCAUAGAUUUUUUUCUUAUACCUGUGAUUUAUGACUAUUUUACUUACAAAUCUUGCUGAAAGUAGAAUGUUUCUAAGUGAACUCUAGACCAGGGCAGUAUUUUUUCUGAACCUUCCUGACAUCUUAGAAUUUUCAAUCAGAAUUUCCUAUGAUAUUUCUCUGGCUUGAACACAAUGUGGAACCACAAAAAAAAGUGUUUUGUUUUAUCAUAUUUUUCUCAAUGAAGUUUCCUGCAGCCAAGCAAAUCUUAUGAGAGGUUCCACCUAUACUGUUUUUUUGUGAAAACCUUGACUUCUUGUCACCAAUGGUGCCAAGGUAACAGUAAAAAAUAUUGUCCUGCUCUAAAUUUUCAUAAAAAAUUAAGUUUAAGAUUACUAUUGAAUUCAGCUUUGUCUUCCAUAAUAAAAAUUGUAAAAAUGAUGAGACAAAUAUUUUACUGUUACUUCAAAUUAUGACUUUUAGCAUGAGUCUUUCACAUACUUCUGCUUAAGGCAUUUCUUGGUAAAUUGAACACUGAAAGUGUGUCGUUUCUAUAUAUGUGUGUGUGUGUGUUUGUCUGGUUAGUUGUUUGUGUUCUGUGUUUACACCUUAAACUAGUUGUAUGAGGAUCACAUCUGCAAGAUUUUGGGUGAAACAUUAAGGUUUUAGACACGAUGCAGCUUAGUAACCAUUUUUCCUUGCUAUAGUAGUGAGAGGUUGGUUAUUCAAGCUGGAUAACCUGAAAUUUUUUUUUUUGCUAUGAAUAUUCUUGUCAUUAUAUAGAUAAGAUACAUGUUUAGAGUUAUUCAACAAUCUCUGUAAGUUAAGAAAAUGUCUGCUUUUAUACACAGAGGGAGGUUACUGUAAAACUUCCUUCAGAAUACCCUCUUUUAAAGAAAAAGGGCUGUUACAAAAGUUAGGUGGGAAAAUAUUGCAAAGCACCUGAUGUGUUUUGUUAUGAAUUUUGUCUUCCAUGUUUGACCACAACCAUGUAGCAUCUUGCUGUUAAUAAUUAGCAACCUUAAAGAUACAUAAUCUUGCUGUUAAUACAGUAGAAGUCUAAAUAGAUAGAACAUCUUGCUGUUAACACAUUGGGAAUCUAUAUAGAUAUAACAUCUUGCUGUUAACACAUUGGCAACCUGUAUAGAUAGAACAUCUUGCUGUUAACACAUUGGCAACCUGUAUAGAUAUGACAUCUUGCUGUUAACACAUUGGCAACCUAUAUAGAUAGCUUCCUGGUGUACAACUCUCUGCUGCUUCCCACUAACUGUUUAGCCAACAUCUUUACAUCUCUAUGCAAACAAAAUGAUAGCAAAUUUGGUUGUCAUGGUGCUUAUAAGCAUUAAUAACUAGCAGUAAAUAAGUGGUUUUGUUGGUGCUUUGUGCUUGUUAAAAAAAACAGGUCAAUAACUAAAGAGUUGAUAAUAAUGUUGACUUAUUGUUUGAAACUAAAUUUAGAUAACCUAUUCUAUUCUAGCAUGUAGGCAGCAUUAGGUUAUUAUCUUUUAAACAUGCUGAACUAUUAAGACUUAAAAUAAAAAUACUAAUUUGUAUUUGUAUCAAUAUAAAAAAACUAUACAAAGAAGAUGUGGAAUAAAAAUGUUUUUUAUAAAAACAUCGAGAUAAUUAGAUAAACUUGGUUUUAUGAUUUGAAUACCAUGAGAAUUUGGUACUUAACAGAAGUAUAGUUUACUAAACUACUGCUUGGAGUUGUGGUAGCCCCAGAAUAAAUUAAUCUAAAUAUUCGCAAGGAUUGUGAAUAUCUGUAAUAGUUCUGCAGCUUGUUGUACAUGCAGGCAUGUAUUGUAUUCAUUGUUUUGACUACACAGUAGUCUAAUAAGUGUGAUUUUAAUUUUUGUUACUGUACUUUUUGCACCAAUAAAAACAAAUCACUGUAUUGGUAUUU